CCAAAUUCGCUCCUUUUUUAAUUGUCUGAGAGCAUAGAGGAAGAAGAAACUGAAAAGCCGAGGCCAUCAUCGUUUUCAGUAAUCAAAGCCUUAAAAGAAAGGGUCCUAAGCUCCAUCGAUUCUCUGUUUGUGUGUGUGUGAAAAAGUUUUAAUUUUUAUCAGAGAUUGGCUUUGGCAUCUCCUCUUAGUAUUUGAUGCUUGAACCAGUAUGCCGCUGAUAGUUGGUAGAUAUGCAAAGGUAUCAUGGUGCCGGCUGCACUAGUGCAGUUAAUAACAGCGCGAUAGGAGGAGCUUCAGCCAGGGAUACUUCCCGGGCUGACUCAUCUUCAUUACCACCUAACUUCCAAUUCAAUUCUAGGCGGCAAUCUCAGUUAGCAUCCUACAAGUUGAAGUGUGACAAGGAACCGCUUAAUUGCAGACUUGGCCCCCCUGAUUUUCAUCCUCAGUCCCAAACUUGUCCCGAGGAGACUCUCACUAGAGAAAAUGUGCAACAGGGAUAUAAGGAUACCAUUAAUGGACUGGAGGAUUCGAAAGAGAUUUCAUUGACUCAGAUUCAGGCUUUUACAAAGCCAGUUGUUCUCAAAUGCAGAGAUGCAAUAAGAAAGUGUCUAAGGGCUAUCAAUGAAUCUCGUGCUCAAAAGCGGAAGGCUGGUCAGGUAUAUGGUAUCCCUCUUUCUGGUUCACUGUUAAGUAAACCAGGGGUUUUCCCCGAACAAAGGCCAUGCAGUGAAGAUUUCAGAAAGAAAUGGAUUGAGGGCUUAUCACAGCAAAACAAAAGUUUGUGUUCUUUGGCCGAUCAGGUUCCUCUUGGGUAUAAGAAUAGAACAUUAAUUGAAGUUCUUAUCCGGAAUAAUGUUCCAUUGCUGAGAGCAACUUGGUUUAUCAAAGUAACUUAUCUUAAUCAGGUUCGCCCAGGUUCUGCGAUUUCUACUGGAUCACUCGACAAAGCUCAAUUAUCUCGUACAGAGCUCUGGACAAAAGAUGUUAUUGAUUACUUGCAGCACCUUUUAGAUGAAAUUUUUUCUAGAAAUAAUUCUCAUUUUACUCAACAUGGUAGAGAUCGAUUGCCACAAAUGCAUAAUGCAGCGUCUUUGCAGCAUAGGAGUGCCCCAGCAUCAGCAACCCUUGAUGGUGAGGAGCCGUCUCUUCAAUUCAAAUGGUUGUAUGUGGUGCGACUCUUGCAAUGGCAUCAUGCAGAAGGGCUGGUUCUUCCCUCUCUUAUCAUUGAUUGGGUUCUGAAUCAACUGCAGGAAAAGGAAUUGCUUGAGAUUCUGCAGUUGCUAUUGCCAAUUGUUUAUGGAGUUUUAGAAACAGUUAUUUUAUGUCAGACAUAUGUACGUAAUCUUGUGGCUAUAGCUAUUCGCUUUAUCCGUGAGCCUUCACCUGGUGGAGCUGAUUUGGUUGAUAAUUCCCGGAGAGCGUAUACAGUAUCUGCACUGGUUGAGAUGCUUCGCUAUUUGAUACAGGCUGUGCCAGAUACAUUUGUUGCUUUAGAUUGCUUUCCUUUACCAACUUGUGUAGUUUCACAUGCAUUUAGUGAUGGUGGUUUUUUGUCAAAGUCAUCAGAUGAUGCAGGGAAAAUAAAAAGCAAUUCAGCAGAUGCUUAUGUUGUCAAAGUUAAAGGGUUUGAUUCCCAAUACCAGUCCUUGUCAUUCGAUCAUGUUGUUUCCACCAUCCACAAGUGUGCUGAUAAUCUUGUUAAAGGUGCAAGUGCUGGAUAUCCUAGCCAAAGUAUGGCAAAAGCUGUGCAGACUCUGGACAAAGCUCUUUUGCAUGGAGAUCUAAUAGAGGCUUAUAAACAUAUCUUUGAUGAUCUUUGUGAUGGAGCAGUUGGCGAAGGUUGGGUUGCUGAGGUCAGCCCAUGCUUAAGAUCAUCACUAAAAUGGCUUCAAACUGUGAAUUUGUCAUUGAUUUGCUCAGUUUUUUUCCUCUGUGAGUGGGCAACAUGUGAUUUCCGAGACUUCCGGACUGCUCCUCCCCAUAACUUGAAGUUCACUGGUAGAAAAGAUUUUUCACAAAUAUAUCUUGCAAUUCAUCUUCUAAAGCUGAAGAGGAAAGAGUGGCAGAACCCAGAAUACAAGAAGGGAAGAGCUUCUGGACUUUACAGCACUGCAAAGAAUACCAGUUAUCAGAAUAACUAUUCCAGGAGGAAUUUGUUGGGAAAUAUAUAUGAAGCUAAAAGCAAUGGAAAAUAUGUUAAUGGAAGAAGUAGUAGUUCUUCAGAUAUAUUUGACAGCCCUGGUCCCCUGCAUGAUAUUAUCGUGUGCUGGAUUGAUCAGCAUGAAGGGCUUAAAGGAGAAGGUGGCAAGCGUCUUCAGCUUUUGAUACUGGAACUCAUAGGAUCUGGAAUCUUUUAUCCUCAGGCAUAUGUGAGACAGCUUAUAGUUAGUGGGAUUAUCGAUAUAUCCCGACCUAUGGCUGACCUGGACAGAAGGAAGAGACACCAUCGAAUCUUGAAGCAGCUACCUGGGCAGUAUAUGCUAGAUAUUUUGGAAGAAGCAAGAAUUGCUAAGGGCUCAGAAUUGCUUGAGGCUGUAAAUGUUUACUCAAAUGAACGUCGUCUUGCCCUUCACAAUCUUCUUUUUGAUCAACAUAAUUGUGCAAACACUUCUCAUGUAUCAACUAAUGACAAAAAGUCUCAUUCUACCUCAGGAAGGGAUGGUGCUUUCCAAGUUUCUGGUGAUCAGUGGAAAACUCUUCAGUCUUCAAAGACUUUCAGGAGAGAUGUGGACCUUGAAGGACUGAAGGCUUCCAUUUCAGUAUUGUUGCAAUUUCCUAGCUUAUCUUCUACAUCUGCAGAUAGUGGAGUUGAAGAGUCUCAAGGGAGUUCCAAAAGGUCUGUUGGGUCAACAUGCAACAAGCCGGACAUGUUUGAAGGUGCCCCUGGGUAUGAAGAUUGUAAAAGGGUAAAAAGACAGAAAUUAAGUGAAGAUAAGAGUUUAUAUCUUCAAGCACCUUCACCAAUUCCAUCAGAUGAUGAAGAUACUUGGUGGAUGAGGAAGGGGCAGAAAAACAUAGAAUCUUUCAAAUCUGAUCCUCCGCAUAAAUCAACAAAGCAAGUUUCUCGUGGUAGACAAAAGACUGUGCGUAAAACUCAGAGUCUUGCUCAAUUAGCAGCUGCUAGAAUUGAGGGUAGCCAGGGAGCAUCUACAAGUCACAUUUGUGAUAAUAAGAUAAACUGCUCACAUCAUAGAACUGAGGUAGAAACUUUAAAGCCAGUGGAUGGAAUCAGAACAACCCAUUUUGGAGAUAUUGUUUCGAUUGAAAAGGGUUUAAAACAGCUUCGCUUUGUGGAGAAGAGGAUUGUCAUGGUUUGGUUGAUAUCUGUAGUCAAGCAGCUUGUUGAAGAGUCGGAGAAAUCUGUGGCCAAGGCUGGCCAGUACGGCAGGCCCUUCAUUGCAGCUGAUGAGAAGAGUCCUUUGAGAUGGAAGCUUGGUGAGGAUGAACUAUCAGUUAUACUGCAUCUAAUGGAUGUUUCCUGUGAUUCAGUUUCAGCGAUCAAAUUUCUCCUUUGGCUGUUGCCAAUAGUUAGCAGUAAUCCUGGUCCUACUGUUCAUAGUGGGAGAAACAGUCUAAGGGUGCCCAGGAAUGUAGAUAAUUGUGCAUGUGCAGUGGGGGAGGCAUAUCUUUUAUCAUCUCUUCGAAGGUAUGAGAAUAUACUUAUUGCUGCAGAUCUUGUUCCUGAAGCUUUGUCAGCUAUAAUGCUUCGUGCUGCUGCAAUUAUGGCCACUAAUGGAAGAGUUACAGGUUCGGGAACCCUAGUGUUUGCUUUGUAUUUGUUGAAGAAGUAUGGCAAAGUUGCCAGUGUAAUUGAAUGGGAGAAGAAAUACAAAGGUGCUUGUGACAAGAGACUUUUCUCUGAACUUGAAUCUGGACAACAAGAGGGAGAUUUUGGGUUUCCAUUUGGAGUUCCAGGAGGUAUUGAAGAUCCUGAUGAUUAUUUCCGUAAAAAGAUAACUGGUGGACGUUUUUCGAGAGUGGGUUUAAGCAUGAGAGAUAUGGUUCAGCGUCAUGUUGAUGAUGUCUUGCACUCUAUCUUAGGUAAAGAGAGAAAACUUGUUGCAGCCGGUGCACCAAAAACUCCUGCCGUUGAAAAAGGGGGUGAUGGUUAUCAAGUUGCUCAACAAAUCAUAAUGGGACUAAUGGACUGCAUUAGACAGACUGGCGGUGCUGCUCAAGAAGGGGACCCAGGUUUGGUGUCUUCUGCUGUUUCUGCCAUUGUUGGCAAUGUAGGAUCAACACUAGCGAAGAUACCUGAUUUUACUGGUGGCAGCAAUUAUUCAAAUUAUCAACCCUCUAUAAGUUCCUUGAGUUUUGCAAAGCGUAUCUUGCGCAUUCAUUUAAUAUGCCUAUGCCUGCUAAAGGAAGCCCUUGGAGAACGCCAAAGCCGGGCAUUUGAGGUAGCUCUUGGAACAGAGGCCUCUUCUGCUUUAGCAGUAGCAUUUGCUCCUGCAAAGUCCUCUCGUGGUCAGUUUAAGUUGUCUCCUGAUGCUCCUGAGUCUAGUGCGAACAUAUCUGGUGACAAUUUGAACAGUUCUGCCAAAUCGACUCUAGGGAGAACAACCAAAAUGUCAGCUGCUAUUUCUGCUCUUCUUUUGGGGGCUAUUGUUCAUGGGGUCAUUAGCUUGGAGAGAAUGGUAACAGUCUUAAGAUUAAAGGAAGGUUUGGAUGUUGUUCAGUUUGUAAGGAGCACAAAAACCAGUUCUAAUGGUAAUGCCCGAUCUGUUGGGGCUUUUAAGUUGGACAACUCAUUUGAAAUUUAUGUGCACUGGUUUCGGCUGUUUGUUGGGAACUGCAGAUCUGUUUGUGAUGGGCUAGUUUUGGAACUCUUGGGUGAACAACCUAUUGUAGCUCUUUCAAGGAUGCAGAGACUGCUUCCAAUUAAUUUGGUCUUUCCACCAGCUUAUGCAAUAUUUGCGUUUGUUAUAUGGAAACCAUUCAUUUUGAGUAGUAACAUUGCAAGUCGUGAAGAUAUUCAUCAAUUGUAUCAGUCUUUAACAAUGGCCAUCGGUGAUGCUGUGAAACACAUACCUUUUCGUGAUGUUUGUAUGAGGGAUACCCGUGGUUUUUAUGAUAUUAUAGCUGCAGAUACCACUGAUUCUGAGUUCGCAGCCUUGCUAGAGUUGAAUGGUUUGGACACGCACUUGAAAUCCAUGGCCUUUAUCCCUCUUCGUGCAAGGCUUUUUCUAAAUGCUAUAAUUGAUUGUAAGAUGCCUUAUUCUGCUUUUACACAUGAUGAGGGGAAUCGGGUUUCUGGACAUGGCGAGUCUAAAGCUCUGCGUGGAGAGAAUGAUUCAAAGCAAGGUAAGCUUAUUCGUGCAUUGGAUGCUUUGCAACCAGCUAAGUUUCAUUGGCAGUGGGUUGAAUUAAGGCUUCUUUUAAAUGAACAAGCACUCAUUGAUAAGAUGGAGAAUCAUGACAUGUCCUUGGUGGAUGCACUUCGCUCUUCCUCACCCAGUUCUGAAAGAGCUUCUCCUUCUGAGAAUGAGAAAGUUUUCAUUGAGAUCAUCCUCACCAGAUUGUUGGUCAGACCUGAUGCUGCUCCUCUUUUCUCAGAGGUGGUUCAUCUUUUUGGAAGGUCAUUAGAAGAUUCAUUGCUGAUGCAGGCUAAAUGGUUCUUAGGAGGCAUGGAUGUUCUUUUGGGACGGAAAACUGUUAGGCAACGGCUCAUUAAUAUUGCUGAAACUAAGAACCUUUCUACUAAGACCCAGUUUUGGAAGCCUUGGGGAUGGUCUUAUUCUGGUGGUGAUCCUGUGACGAAUAGGGGAGAGAAGAAGAACGAAGCCACCUUUCUUGAGGAAGGUGAAGUCAUUGAGGAGGCAGUGGAGUCAAAAAAGUGUGCGAAAGGUUCUCAAAUCGAUGUUGAAGGUUCCAAUAUCAGCCAGCAGCAUGUAACAGAGAAGGCAUUUAUUAAAUUGAUUCUUCCUUGCAUAGACCAAAGCUCUGCCAACUCGCGCAAUACCUUUGCAAAUGAUUUGAUAAAGCAGUUUAGCACUAUUGAGCAGCAAGUAAAGUUGGUUACUCGUGGCAUAAGCAAGCAGACUGGAACUGCCUCUUCAAUUGAAGUUUCUACUAAUAAAAGCAACAGUCGGAAAAGUAUAAGAGGUGCUAGUCCUGGAUUGGCUAGACGAACAAUGGCUCCUGCAGAGUCUGUACCUCCUCCUCCUGCAGCUUUGCGAGCUUCUAUGUCAUUAAGGUUGCAGUUUAUUGUGAGAUUACUGCCGAUCAUAUGUGCAGAUGGGGAACCAUCAUCAAGAAACAUGAGGCACAUGCUUGCCUCUGUAAUAUUUCGAUUGCUUGGAAGUAGGGUUGUGCAUGAGGAUGUGGACCUAUCUUUUAAUUUCAAACAGUUGAAGAGGGACGCGGAGCUGGUGUCUUCUAUUGCAUCCUCAGAGAUUUAUAGAGAUAGUCUUUUUGAUCGCUUAUUGUUAGUUCUACAUGGGUUGUUAAGCAGUUGCCAGCCAAGUUGGCUAAGGUCAAAGACUGCCAAUGAUUAUUCUGGAUUUGAUCAUGAGGCAUUGGAGAGUUUCCAGAAUGAAUUAGAUUCUAUGCAACUACCUGAGAUCAUUAGAUGGCGUAUUCAGGCAGCGAUGCCAAUAUUAUUUCCUUCUUUCCGCAAUGUGAUCUCCUGCCACACACCUUCGGUCCCAGUCGGUGCUCUUAGUGCGCUUCAAUCCAGCAUCUACAUCCCUGAAUCUUGCAAUGGUACCUUAAAUGCACCUCAGAGACAGGUUGCAUCGGCACGAACUGCAAAUAACAUACCGGGAAAAGCCAAGUCAAUGCCUUCACUACAGGAGUACGAUAUGGAAAUCGACCCAUGGACACUUUUGGAAGAUGGAGCAGGUUCAAGUCUAUCUUCAAGUGGCACUAUUGUCAUUGGUGGCAGCGACCGUGCUAAUCUUCGAGCCUCAAGUUGGCUUAAGGGGGCUGUAAGAGUGAGGCGAACGGACCUGACAUAUACCGGUGCAGUGGAUGAUGGCAGCUGAUUUUAGAUUUAACUUCAUUUUUUAUUUGGUAUAAGGUUAGCGAUCCCCCCAACCCCCCAAGAGCAACAGGUAAAAUUUAACACGAAUUCUGUUGCAUGCAUGUUGGCAUCGAUUUCACAUCUCUUACCUGUUCCAUGUCUAAUAGUGGAGGGGACACUGUUAGAAGGGGAUUUUUUUUUCAGUCGGAUGGUGGGGUGGCAUGCUGAAAGUCUUUGUACAAUAAUCUCAAAAUGUGCUCAUUGUAGGCGAUUUAUUCGGCAUGCAAUACAACUUGCUAUCAUUUUAUGCCCCCACCUAGACUGUAUCACAAGUGCUAUUCAGAGGCCUUGUUGUAUAUAUAGAGAUGAUUGUUUCUGUUUACCAAUUGAUUUGAGCAAAAUAUCCCAAGAAUGACAUGUAGUUGUUCCAUUUACUAAUCUACUUUUUGCCUCCAA
This is a messenger RNA of Gossypium raimondii (Peruvian cotton), 7420 nucleotides long. Its product is annotated as mediator of RNA polymerase II transcription subunit 12. Gene Ontology annotation, molecular function: transcription coregulator activity. NCBI's taxonomy places the organism in Eukaryota, Viridiplantae, Streptophyta, Magnoliopsida, Malvales, Malvaceae. The coding region runs from base 231 to 6986 and encodes 2251 amino acids. The record is from RefSeq and is a predicted model, not a curated record. The transcript has 13 exons. Gene Ontology annotation, biological process: regulation of transcription by RNA polymerase II. Gene Ontology annotation, cellular component: mediator complex.